UCUUGGACGCCGUAUAUCCAUCUAGGAAGGCAAGCCAUGGCCAUUUUUUGAAACUCGCCGUAGCUCGAUCUUGCUCCGCCAUCUCCCUCUUCAUCAGUUCCUCGCUUUCUGCUGCAUGCCCUGGUAGGUAGAUUGUGUUGUGUUGUCUCCAAGAUGAACGACCUGUUCUCGUCGAGCUCGUUCAAGAAGUAUGCGGACUCCAGCCCGGCGACGUCGGCGGGGGGCACGGAGGCCGGCGGCGGCGAGAGCGGGGUUGACCUGGACAAGUUCUUCGAGGACGUGGAGGCGGUGAAGGAGGACAUGCGCGGGCUGGAGGGCAUGUACAAGGGCCUCCAGUCCACCAACGAGGAGACCAAGACGGCGCACGACGCCCGCACCGUCAAGUCCCUCCGCUCCCGCAUGGACAAAGACGUGGAGCAGGUGCUUCGCCGCGCCAAGGCCAUCAAGGGCAAGCUCGAGGAUCUCGACCGCUCCAACGCUACCUCACGCCAGGUGCCCGGGUGCGGGCCGGGGUCCUCCACCGACCGCACCCGCACCUCCGUGGUCGCUGGCCUCGGCAAGAAGCUCAAGGACCUCAUGGACGACUUCCAGGGGCUGAGGGCGAGGAUGGCCGCAGAAUACAAGGAGACGGUGGCGCGGCGGUACUACACGGUGACGGGGGAGAAGCCGGAGGACAGCACGAUCGAGGCGCUCAUCUCGUCGGGGGAGAGCGAGUCGUUCUUGCAGAAGGCGAUCCAGGAGCAAGGGCGCGGGCAGGUGAUGGAUACCAUCUCGGAGAUCCAGGAGCGGCACGACGCCGUGAAGGACAUCGAGCGCAGCCUCAUGGACCUGCACCAGGUGUUCCUCGACAUGGCGGCGCUCGUCGAGGCGCAGGGCCACCAGCUCAACGACAUCGAGAGCCACGUCGCGCACGCCAGCUCCUUCGUGCGCAGGGGCACCGUCGAGCUGGAGUCCGCGCGCGAGUACCAGAAGAGCAGCCGCAAGUGGAUGUGCAUCGCCAUCCUCGCCAGCAUCGUGCUCAUCGCCGUCCUCGUCUUGCCCGUGCUCAUCAACCUCCGCAUCUUGACACUCCCCACCAAAUGAUGAUCAUUCAGUCGGAGACGGAGGCGCUCUCUCUCUUUCUCUUAUAGCUUCUUGUUUGUUCUUCUCUCUAUAUCCGUACACCGUACUUCACGUUUUUAAAGGUUCCGUUUUAUCUGCUAUUUCUGAGUACGUAGAUAGAAGUAGUAGUUUUCAAAAGCAUGCUUGAGCUACAAUGCUAUAACAGUUUGGUAAGGAAUCGUAAGCCAAUAGGUGUGGAUGAUCAGCCUUUCUGUUACAUAUAUAGCAAAGUGCUGUACGUUUUACGGUUUUCAUUUAUGUUUAGAUAAGAGCAUAAAAUAUAAAGACAUUUUUCUGUUG
This is a messenger RNA of Zea mays, 1401 nucleotides long. Its product is annotated as syntaxin-124. Bases 154 to 1083 code for a protein of 309 amino acids. Lineage: Eukaryota; Viridiplantae; Streptophyta; Magnoliopsida; Poales; Poaceae. The transcript is spliced from 2 exons. Gene Ontology annotation, molecular function: SNAP receptor activity; SNARE binding. Gene Ontology annotation, cellular component: plasma membrane; SNARE complex; endomembrane system. The record is from RefSeq and is a predicted model, not a curated record. Gene Ontology annotation, biological process: intracellular protein transport; exocytosis; vesicle fusion.